Molecule: messenger RNA, 1454 nt
Organism: Hyalella azteca
Lineage: Eukaryota; Metazoa; Arthropoda; Malacostraca; Amphipoda; Hyalellidae
Product: glutamate-rich WD repeat-containing protein 1
Exons: 9
Coding region: 131-1435 (434 amino acids)
Molecular function (GO): protein binding
Source: RefSeq, a predicted model, not a curated record
UUCGUUCACUUCGUUGAUACCCACGGGCCACACGCCACACCUUUGCUUGUUGGUGGUAGGCUACUCAGCCUCAGAAGUUAGUUGCAGUGGUAUCGAGUUGCAGUGGUUUUCUCCCUGAACAAUCCACACUAUGAGUGAGCCAGAAAAUGUAGAGAUGUCUGAUAUGGAGGAUGAGCAGGAUGAAGCUGAUGAGGACCUGAUUACAGAUGAGGAAGAAGAUCAAGAGGCUACUGGUGACCGAGUUGAUGUUCAAGAGCUGGUAUCAGAUGGAGAAGAAGAAGCUGAGCUUGAAUGUGAUUUAUCUGCAUAUGAGCUCUUUCAUGAAGGAAAUGCUGGGGCUCCAUGUCUGAGCUUUGAUAUCUUACGAGACAACUUGGGCAGCAACCGAACUGUUAAUAAUCCCCAAUCCAUCACCAUAGUCACUGGCACUCAGAGCGGGGUGGCCAAUUCCAAUGCCAUUAUUUUACUUCAGAUGAACAAUCUUACUAAAGUCGCCAAUCCAGAUAACAGUGACGAUGAUGAAGAUGACAUCAAGGACUCUGAUGUUGCCAAUGUUCUGUCACUGAGCAAUGUUCAUCCUGGUGUGGUGAACCGAGUGCGGGCAACAGAAGUUAACAACAAUCAAUUUGCAGCCACUUGGUCGGAGCUAGGCGAAGUUCAUUUAUGGGCCCUGCAGCCCAUGCAGUCGGAGCUUAGCGCUGGCACCUCAAAAACUUCACAUCACAAGCCCAUCUUCACCUACAGUGGCCACUCAACUGAGGGAUUUGCCAUGGAUUGGUCAACCUCUAUGCCUGGAACGUUAGCUACUGGUGACAAUGCCAGCACAAUCAGAGUGUGGCGACCACGAGGCGACGGUGCUUCGUGGGUAGUGGAUGUUUCACCAUACAAGGCACACACUGGCUCCGUUGAAGACAUCCAGUGGUCACCUAACGAACAACACGUGUUUGCUUCCUGCUCUUCUGAUAAAAGUAUUCGCAUUUGGGACUGUCGAGCGCGGCCUGAGAAGGCUUGCAUGCUUAACUGUCUGGAGGCUCACAAUGACGACGUCAACGUCAUUCACUGGAACAGACACGACCCAUUCAUCGUCUCUGGUGGCGACGAAGGCGCAGUCAAGAUUUGGGACCUCAGGAACUUCAAGACUGGCAGCAACGUCGCGGAGCUGCUCUACCACACUGGUGCCAUCACGACCGUCGAGUGGCACUCCUCCGAGAGCAGCACGCUGGCCACGGCCGGCGCUGACGACCAGCUCCUGCAGUGGGACCUGUCGAUCGAAGCGGACCAGCAGGACGCGCAGCAGGAUAUACCACAGCAGCUGCUCUUUGUGCACAAGGGACAAAAGGAAAUCAAAGAACUGCAUUGGCAUCCGCAAAUUCCUGGCUUGGUCAUCAGCACCGCACUGUCGGGCUUCAACAUCUUCAAAACUAUCAGUGUGUGAAUAAAGAAAUCUCGGAAUC